AUGGCAAGUUCAGCAAACACGCCGUUCCGUCGUUGGGCGAGAGCGAAUUUUACCACUAGCUUUCUCUACCCUUUGAUGGGUAUCUGGUUUUUCUUGCGACACAGAUACAUGUGGCCACUCCUGAGAGCCAGAAUGCUUCCUCUAGUCGUCAUGUCCAUCUUCAUCCUAGUCAUCCUCUUCUUAACCGCCUACCUACCUCAAGUCGCCCUUCUCAAGCUCUUCCACAGAGGAGGUUCCGCCUGGGUGAACGGCACUUUCCUGGUCCUGACUGAGGGAAACCUCAUCAUCGCUAUUCUGUUCGAAGCUUUCCUCGUCGACCACACUCAAGUCGAUGUCUUCGAUACCGUCAUGGUAGCCAGAGGCCAUGCAGACCUCGUCAAGGCCAAACGACUCGUAAACACCGAAGAACCUGAAACUCCUCUUAAGGCACUGGGACCACGUGAUAAGGGUGCAGUCUUUGCUCCCUUUUCUUUCCGCCAAUUAUUCGAGUUUGUGGUCUUGUUGCCACUGAACUUCAUUCCUUUUGUGGGAGUUCCGCUGUUUUUGAUCUUGACUGGUUAUCGUGCUGGUCCCUUGUUGCAGCGCCGUUAUCAUAACCUCAAGGGGAUGAACAAGGAGCAGCGCAAGGUCUUCAUCCGCAACAAGUCGAUGAGGUUCCAGUAUAUGUGGUUUGGUACUGUUGCGUUGAUUCUGCAGCUGGUUCCUGUGUUGAGUAUGUUCUUUUUGAUCACAACUGCUGCGGGAAGUGCUUUGUGGGCUGCGGAUAUGGAGGAUCGCAAGCGCAGCCAGGAGAAUGCUAUCGAGGACGAGUACACUGACGAACCUUGA
Molecule: messenger RNA, 828 nt
Organism: Aureobasidium melanogenum CBS 110374
Lineage: Eukaryota; Fungi; Ascomycota; Dothideomycetes; Dothideales; Saccotheciaceae
Exons: 2
Coding region: 1-828 (275 amino acids)
Cellular component (GO): lipid droplet; ascospore wall; prospore membrane
Source: RefSeq, a predicted model, not a curated record